AACCAUGGGCCCCUCCUGUCCUGUGUUCCUGUCAUUCACAAAGCUCAGCCUGUGGUGGCUCCUUCUGACCCCAGCAGGUGGAGAGGAAGCUAAGCGCCCACCUCCCAGGGCUCCUGGAGACCCACUCUCCUCUCCCAGUCCCACGGCAUUGCCGCAGGGAGGCUCGCAUACCGAGGCUGAGGACCGGCUCUUCAAACACCUCUUCCGGGGCUACAACCGCUGGGCGCGCCCAGUGCCCAACACUUCAGACGUGGUGAUUGUGCGCUUCGGACUGUCCAUCGCUCAGCUCAUCGAUGUGGAUGAGAAGAACCAAAUGAUGACCACCAACGUCUGGCUAAAACAGGAGUGGAGCGACUACAAACUGCGCUGGAACCCUGCUGAUUUUGGCAACAUCACAUCUCUCAGGGUCCCUUCUGAGAUGAUCUGGAUCCCUGACAUUGUCCUCUACAACAAUGCAGAUGGGGAGUUUGCAGUGACCCACAUGACCAAGGCCCACCUCUUCUCCACGGGCACUGUGCACUGGGUGCCCCCGGCCAUCUACAAGAGCUCCUGCAGCAUCGACGUCACCUUCUUCCCCUUCGACCAGCAGAACUGCAAGAUGAAGUUUGGCUCCUGGACUUAUGACAAGGCCAAGAUCGACCUGGAGCAGAUGGAGCAGACAGUGGACCUGAAGGACUACUGGGAGAGCGGCGAGUGGGCCAUCGUCAACGCCACGGGCACCUACAACAGCAAGAAGUAUGACUGCUGCGCCGAGAUCUACCCCGACGUCACUUACGCCUUCGUCAUCCGGCGGCUGCCGCUCUUCUACACCAUCAACCUCAUCAUCCCCUGCCUGCUCAUCUCCUGCCUCACCGUGCUGGUCUUCUACCUGCCCUCCGACUGCGGCGAGAAGAUCACGCUGUGCAUUUCGGUGCUGCUGUCACUCACCGUCUUCCUGCUGCUCAUCACCGAGAUCAUCCCGUCCACCUCGCUGGUCAUCCCGCUCAUCGGCGAGUACCUGCUGUUCACCAUGAUCUUCGUCACCCUGUCCAUCGUCAUCACUGUCUUCGUGCUCAAUGUGCACCACCGCUCCCCCAGCACCCAUACCAUGCCUCACUGGGUGCGGGGGGCCCUUCUGGGCUGUGUGCCCCGGUGGCUUCUGAUGAACCGGCCCCCACCACCCUUGGAGCUCUGCCGCCCCCCACGCCUGAAGCUCAGCCCGUCUUAUCACUGGCUGGAGAGCAAUGUGGAUGCUGAGGAAAGGGAGGUGGUGGUGGAGGAGGAGGACAGAUGGGCAUGUGCAGGUCAUGCAGCCCCCUCUGUGGGCACCCUCUGCAGCCACGGCCACCUUCACUCUGGGGCCUCAGGUCCCAAGGCUGAGACUGUACUGCAGAAGGGUGAGCUGCUGCUAUCACCCCGCAUGCAGAAGGCACUGGAAGGCAUGCACUACAUUGCUGACCACCUGCGGUCUGAGGAUGCCGACUCUUCGGUGAAGGAGGAUUGGAAGUACGUUGCCAUGGUCAUUGACAGGAUCUUCCUCUGGCUGUUUAUCAUCGUCUGCUUCCUGGGGACCAUCGGCCUCUUUCUGCCUCCAUUCCUAGCUGGAAUGAUCUGA
Symphalangus syndactylus (siamang) is the source of this 1594-nucleotide messenger RNA. It is a transcript of the gene CHRNA2, whose product is annotated as cholinergic receptor nicotinic alpha 2 subunit. The record is from RefSeq and is a predicted model, not a curated record. Gene Ontology annotation, biological process: monoatomic ion transmembrane transport. Gene Ontology annotation, molecular function: transmembrane signaling receptor activity; acetylcholine-gated monoatomic cation-selective channel activity. NCBI's taxonomy places the organism in Eukaryota, Metazoa, Chordata, Mammalia, Primates, Hylobatidae. Gene Ontology annotation, cellular component: postsynaptic membrane.